AUGGUUGCAAGAACUUUGCUUGUAAUCCUGACCUUGGUCCUCGGGAUCGCGGCGGCUGCAGCCAAUGUGACCUACAGCUGCUUCAAGGACACCAUGAGCUACUUGUCGGACCUGAACGGCGAUGUCCCCAAAGCCUAUGCCAUGAUGAUGUACGACGCUCUGGGAAAACCAGGAAGCAGCUUACUGACCGGAAAUGUGGACAGACUGGGGUCCUUCAGCGAGUGCCUCUCAGUAGAAGAUCCUCAAGGAAACUUCAAGGGAGAAUACUGCAAGCUGCACGUGGAGCAGGAAGGAAUAAAGUUUGUGAUUGGGAUAUGCGUCCCUGAUUCUUGUUCUAGCCAAGAGAUAACCUCAUUGGCCUCUAUAGGCCUGUUCAGAUAUAAGAGCACGCCAUUUCUGGCUCCUCUGCCCUCUUUCAUCAUCCAGAAUGAAACUGCUGUCACCAUGGCCAAUACAGUCUGCUCCCGAGGCCUCUUCCCAGCUAAUACAUUCGCCAUUAUUUGCCUAUUCCUCAGUGGGCUGCUGAUCAUCUUGCCAAUAAUUGGGUCCGUCUACACUGCAGUUCUUUACUUCAGAGGCUCGUCGCCAUUCAGCCAGUGUCAGAGCAUCAUUCCGCACAGGAAACCGAGAGCUCCAGACCAAGAUAAGCCGGCCAUUAAAUCCGCUUCCCCCCCGGAGGAGGACUACAGUAAUAAGAAGACGCCAACUUGUUUAGGUCAUGUGCUGAAGAGUUUCUCAUUACAAGAAAAUAUCCAAUCCGUGAUGACAGUCACCAGUCAGGAAUAUCCCACCCUCAAUGGGAUCCGAGUCCUCAGCCUGUUGUGGAUCAUUUCCGGGCACACCAGUCAGUUGGCCAGUGUCUUUAAUAUUGAUAAUUCCUUUGAAUGGAAAUCACGAGUGUUAGAGAAGCCAAUGUAUUUCUACACGCUGAGCGGGCCGGUGUACCUGGGGGUCGAUUCUUUCUUCUUUCUCAGUGGAUUUCUGGGUGCCAAAACCUUCCUAAAGAUGACUGAAGAUUCUGGAAAAGAGGUAACUCUGACCAUGGUCACCCGAUACAUCCUCAAAAGGUUAAAGAGGAUUCAGCCUCUUCACCUUGCAUCCAUCCCACUCUCCAUUGCUCUUAUCUCGUUGGUCCAGUGGGGGGUAUUCUGGGAACUGCCCAAGCAUCAGUGGGACAACUGUAACCGCGUGUGGUGGGCAAACGUUUUACUGAUAACUAAUUUUGUGUCUGUUUCAGAUUCAUGCACCGGGUGGGCCUGGUACCUCUCAAAUGAUUUCCAGUUCCAUCUCACAACCCCUCUCCUCAUCUUUCUGUAUGUCAAAGUGAAAUAUAUUAUGUUUGCUGGAGUGGCGCUGAUGUUUAUCGCAUCUACUGUUACCACCACCGUGAUGUCUUUUCUUUUAAAACUUCCAAUCCGUUAUCCGAGAGGUGAAAGAGUGAAAUAUAUUAUGUUUGCUGGAGUGGCGCUGAUGUUUAUCGCAUCUACUGUUACCACCACCGUGAUGUCUUUUCUUUUAAAACUUCCAAUCCGUUAUCCGAGAGGUGAAAGUCAGUCCCGUAUGAAUUACUGGGUGGAAUAUUACACCAAACCUUACUGUCGAUAUGGCCCGUUUUUGGUUGGUGUAGUGACUGGCCUUAUGAUUGCCAAGAAGCAGUACAUUAGAAGCAAGGCUCAGGCGGUUGCAGGAUGGUUAUCUGCUUUGCUCAUCGUGCUUCUGGUGAUCUGUCUCGCUUUCCUUCUGGACGAUACUCCUACGUCAUACUCCAUCCUGGCUGCCAUUUACCAAGGCAGCCAUAGGACUUUGUGGGCAGCUGCUAUUGCCAUGAUCCUGGUUCUGUGUCACGAAGGAUAUGGAGGUCCCCUAAAUACAAUGCUGUCAUGUGGAAUAUGGAACGUGUUGUCGAAGGUCAGUUACGCAUGUUACCUGGCACAUCCAAUCAUAAUAAUCUUCUACUGUGGAAUGCAGGAGACACUCUUCCACUACCAGGACAUCAACAUGUUCUACCUGUUCAUUGGACACUCCAUGUUGACGAUCGCCAUUGGACUGGCUCUCACAGUACUGCUUGAAAGACCAUUUCAAAGAUUGCUCUGUACUUAG
Molecule: messenger RNA, 2100 nt
Organism: Nanorana parkeri
Lineage: Eukaryota; Metazoa; Chordata; Amphibia; Anura; Dicroglossidae
Product: nose resistant to fluoxetine protein 6-like
Exons: 16
Coding region: 1-2100 (699 amino acids)
Molecular function (GO): acyltransferase activity, transferring groups other than amino-acyl groups
Source: RefSeq, a predicted model, not a curated record